Sinocyclocheilus rhinocerous is the source of this 1681-nucleotide messenger RNA. RefSeq names its product BCL2 family apoptosis regulator BOK b (gene bokb). Bases 470 to 1117 code for a protein of 215 amino acids. Gene Ontology annotation, cellular component: mitochondrial outer membrane. The transcript has 4 exons. Gene Ontology annotation, biological process: intrinsic apoptotic signaling pathway in response to DNA damage; regulation of apoptotic process; extrinsic apoptotic signaling pathway in absence of ligand. The record is from RefSeq and is a predicted model, not a curated record. Lineage: Eukaryota; Metazoa; Chordata; Actinopteri; Cypriniformes; Cyprinidae. Gene Ontology annotation, molecular function: BH domain binding.
AUUUGGACUAAGCCGUCCACUUGGUUGAUUAGUGGUUACCUAAGGCAAGCGUUCCAGGUAGCGAGAAAAGUCGCUUCCAAGUGUCUGAUUCAGGGCACAGGCGAACAGCGACCUCAGCACGAUGGAAAUAUGACAGAAAGUCCAUUUCAACAUCGUAUGUUCUUCUCAUGCGAAACAGAAGACUGAUGGAAGAGACAUUGAAGAUGACAAAUCAUAAAAUCGGGCAGCGGAAGUUGGUCGAUCGAUCAGAGUAAAUCAGUUUGCUAGCUGAGGAAUUUUAGUGGGCUGUUCAAUUGUAGUUGUUUUCCCUGAUUGGCUAUUUACGUUUCGGCGAACCUGUUUCUGAUUUAAUUUAUCUGGACUUUCGUCGGAGAAAUGAGCUGCGUAAUGUUAGUGGAGUUUGUGGGGUGUUUAUGUAGGCAACUUCAACCAGUGAAGUUGCAGUGUUUUGUGCUCGGGUCAAACAAACAUGCGGGACCUGAACGUGCUUGAGCGCUCCUCCGUGUUCGCCGCGGAGAUGAUGAUGGAGGUGUUUGAUCGGACUCCCACGGAAAAAGAGCUCGUCUUUCAGUCCAAGGAACUCUGUAGAGACUUCAUUCACUCCAGAAUCGUAAGGGAAGGACUAAGUUGGUCAAAAGUCGAGUCUGAUCUGCCCGAGCCACACGGAGCUCUUGUAAAUAUAUCCGUGGUGCUGCUAAAACUGGGUGAUGAACUUGAGUGUAUGCGCCCGUAUGUGUAUCGUAAUAUCGCAAAGCAGCUGAACAUCAGUGUAGCAGUGGAGGCUGUGGUGUCAGAUGCUUUUCUCUCUGUAGCAACUGAGAUCCUAGUCAUGGGGAUCACAUGGGGCAAAGUGGUGGCCAUCUACGCUGUAGCAGCCGGGCUGGCGGUGGACUGUGUGCGUCAGGGCCAUCCAGUCAUGGUGCACACCAUAGUGGACAGUCUGGGAGAGUUUGUGCGUAGGAACCUGGUCCCAUGGCUCAAAAAGAGAGGAGGAUGGGGGGACAUUUUAAAAUGUGUGGUGAACAUGGACUCUAGAGCUCGUGCCCACUGGUUAUCAACAGCUGUGUUCUCAUGGAGGCAAUUCUUAAAGACCAUGUACAUCUACCUGACGAAGUAGCCUCGUGCAGGAAAUCAUCCUGUUGACUGAGAACUGAAUCUUUCCCUCCUAGGACUAUUUGAAUGGUCCAUUGUACUGUUUGUGGAGCAAACGGCCCCUCACAAAGGUCAUAGCACGUCACCCGGGUUCAACCGCACCUUAAUCCUCUUUUACCUUUCAUUAAUUCUUUAAAAUAUACUAUGUAUAAACUGAAACAAAUACUAUGAGCUGACAUUGUGGGGGUGGCACUGUGAAGGAAUAUGUGCUAUAUUUAUUGCUGGAGCUACAUAAUAUCUGUCUUCCUUAGUUUAAACUGACCCAGAAAUAUGGUAUGCAGGUAUUGGAGCUCUUUUUGUGCUGACACAUUGCGUGGAUUCAUUCCACUGAGAUUUUAUACUGAAUAUCUGUGGGUGAUGAGUGAAACAUUUAAAUGUUUGACAGUCUUCAGAUUUUUAUUUUUACAAAAUUGCUUAAAAUGAUGUUUGGAGUGUCACUUUGCACUUUCAGUUGUAUGGUUUGUGUGGUGUGUGAAACACUGUUGUCACCAGCUGUAUACAUCUUAAAAUAAAGAUUUUAAUGUGUGAA